Molecule: messenger RNA, 1434 nt
Organism: Polychytrium aggregatum
Lineage: Eukaryota; Fungi; Chytridiomycota; Chytridiomycetes; Polychytriales
Product: serine carboxypeptidase S28-domain-containing protein
Exons: 8
Coding region: 1-1434 (477 amino acids)
Biological process (GO): proteolysis
Molecular function (GO): serine-type exopeptidase activity; dipeptidyl-peptidase activity
Source: RefSeq, a predicted model, not a curated record
AUGCUUGCGUGGAGCGUUAUCAAGCUUGCCACCCUGGCUCUCCUUCCCUCGGCUGUUAUCGGCGGCUUUGUCCACCAACAGAUCCACAAGGAGCAGUAUCAGCAGUAUCUGCGCGACGUACCUGCGCUUGCCUCGGUUACGAGCAGCUCGGCCGCGCAAUGGAUUGAGCAGGUAAGAUUGGAACGUGCGGUGCUUUUUACAAACCUGGCGGUCCGGUCUGGUUAUGCCCUGGCCAAGCAGACCAAUGGUCUGAUUGUCGCUCUCGAGCACCGCUACUACGGCGACUCCAACCCCUUCAGCGACUAUGCAACCCAAAACCUCCGCUUCCUCGCCUCGGAGCAGGCCGUCGAGGAUGCCGCCACAUUUGCUCGAAACUUCACCACCUCCAACAACCUCCCCUCGUGCACCAAGUGGAUUCCCGUUGGUGGCUCGUACCCCGGCAACCUGGCUGCCUGGUUCCGUGAGAUUCAUCCAGAAAUUUUCUGGGCUGCCCACUCAUCGUCUGCCCCGCUCACUGCCAAGAUCGACUUUUGGGAGUACUCGUACGCAGUGCAUCAGGGUAUCCCCAAGAUUGCCGGAGGAUCGCAAGUUUGUGCCGACAAUCUCGCUCGACUCACGACCUUGUUCGACAAGGCCAUUGUGAACGACCCUGAAGGCACUCGCCUGUAUCUCGGGCUUGGUACCAUGGAGCUGGACGGCGAUGUGGGCAGCUUCCUCCCGUCGACGGCGUUGGCUGGCUCUAUCCAGUACGGACCUGUCGGUCAGCAGUUCAACGCCACUGUCACCCAGAUCGAUGCUGCUUGCUCCGGCAAAUACUUCCCCUCCUUCGCCGAUCCCAAGGCCACCGACAGCCAGCUUUGGUCGGACCUCCAGGCCUAUGUUUUGGCAACAUUGGCGAACUAUGGCAUAACGCCAAACAACGACACCCAGCUCCUUACAUUGGAGACUCUGUCGCUCCAGGACCCAAGCAACAGCGGUCGCCUCUGGUACUGGCAAACCUGCAAUGAGUUUGGCUACUUCCAAGAUGCCGAGCAUAUCCGCCAGCCAAUCUACUCCAGGACCAUCAACGUCGACUACUAUACACAAGCUUGCGAUAUUCUCUUUGAAGGCUACGACUGGCCCGACACCCAGGACACCAAUGCCCUCUACAAGGCCACUGACAUCAAGACCGACCGCAUUGUCUUUGUCAACGGUGCCAUCGACCCCUGGCACUGGCUUGGCAUCUUCAACCGCACCUCGACCCCUGCCCAGCCCACGUUCUUCCACGACCAGUUCCACUGCGGCGAUCUGUUUGUCCCUCUCCAAACCGAUAGCCCUCUCCUGAUCCAGAUCAAGGGCCAAAUUAUGGCAACGUGGAUCAACAUCCUCUCUGGCGACACUUGCCCGUCGCAAGUCAAGACCUGCGGUGGCAUCAGAAUAGUCGAGGACAGUUGA